Messenger RNA from Theobroma cacao (cacao), 606 nucleotides. Its product is annotated as 3'-5' exonuclease-like. Lineage: Eukaryota; Viridiplantae; Streptophyta; Magnoliopsida; Malvales; Malvaceae. The record is from RefSeq and is a predicted model, not a curated record. Gene Ontology annotation, cellular component: nucleus; cytoplasm. Gene Ontology annotation, biological process: nucleobase-containing compound metabolic process. Gene Ontology annotation, molecular function: 3'-5' exonuclease activity; nucleic acid binding.
AUGGCAAACACAUUGGCAUUGAACCCAAACACUUUCCUUGUUUCCCUUUCAGGCAACUUGAUUGAGACAACAGUCACAGAUAAGGCUUGUGUAGCUGAUGCAUGGGUAUGCAACAUCCGUUCCAUGUACAAUGGACAGCAGAUAAUCGUGGGAUUGGAUUCUGAGUGGAGGCCUAAUACUACAUCGACAUUGAUCAACAGAACAGCUGUUUUGCAGCUAUGCAUUGAAACCAAGUGCCUCAUACUCCAGCUGUUCUAUUUGGAUUACAUUCCCCAAUCUCUCAAGAGCUUCCUUCAAGAUCCUAAUGUUACUUUUGUUGGAGUGGAGGUUGAAAGAGAUGCAGCAAAGCUGAGGGAUGAGUAUGGGCUUCAAUGUGCCCGUAUAGCUGAUGUUCGCGAGUUGACAAUGAACCGCUGGCCAUUGUUGUUCCACAGGAAGCCAGGCUUAAAAGAUAUUGCUUAUCAAGUGGUGGGGCUUUCAAUGCCAAAACCAAUGCAUGUAAGCCGUAGUGAUUGGCAAUCAAGUGUUCUUGACUGUUCACAGAUAGAAUAUGCAUGUAUCGAUGCUUAUGCUUCUUACAAAUUUGGGCACAGCCUACUGAAAUAG